AUGUCCAGCACUGUAUCCACGACCUCUGCCGCCGACAAAGCUGACACCCCUCUCGAGCUGUCCAGGAGUUCCAGCACCACUCACGAUAGCCGCACCUCCACUGCGGUACGCAAGGUCGUUGGGAACAAAGGAGCGCUUGCCGAGAUGGUUGGGGUUGGUGCCCGUCGAGCGUUCGUGCGAGGUCAUGCGCUCGCUGCGGAGCUUGUUGCGGAGAUUGAGAGUAUACAUGAGCGAGAUGGCGUAGAGCUUGGGCAAGACCAUGUUGAACGCAAUGUGUCUGUUCCCAAACUGUCAGCAAACGACUCUGGUGUUGAGGAGGAGCGGGUUGGCAUUCCGAGGCCGCUGUGGGAAAGGCUUGGUACGUACGACGAGAAUAGAUCCGACGAAAGAAACAAUCAUGCCGAGAACCAUGAGAGCAGAAGCCCACCAUCGUUUUGUGAGCAUCCAGUACCGAUAAGCAAAGAAGCCUUGGACAAAAGUCGCGAUGACGCCGGUCUGUUUGAGGAGAAGGAGAAGGCGUUAUGA
Molecule: messenger RNA, 525 nt
Organism: Acaulospora colombiana
Lineage: Eukaryota; Fungi; Glomeromycota; Glomeromycetes; Diversisporales; Acaulosporaceae
Source: the annotation of a GenBank genome assembly